This is a messenger RNA of Gossypium arboreum, 891 nucleotides long. Its product is annotated as stomatal closure-related actin-binding protein 1-like. Bases 123 to 437 code for a protein of 104 amino acids. The record is from RefSeq and is a predicted model, not a curated record. Gene Ontology annotation, biological process: regulation of stomatal movement; actin filament organization. The transcript is spliced from 4 exons. Lineage: Eukaryota; Viridiplantae; Streptophyta; Magnoliopsida; Malvales; Malvaceae. Gene Ontology annotation, molecular function: actin binding.
CUUAUUUGUUCAAAUUUAUAACUUUAGUUUCUUUAUUGGUGAAUGCAGCUGCGGGUUUGGGAAACUAUGUGGAGGCACUUGUGCGGAAACACGAUGUUGAAUUCAAUGUCAUUGUUACCCAAAUGAAUGGUGUAGAUCAACCAUCAGAAUCCAUUCAUGUACUACAUGUAGGAAAGAUGAGGAUGAAGCUACGUAAAGUAAAGACUGCAAUUGCUAAAGAAUAUUAUUCCAGCGCAAUGCAGCUCUGUGGAGUCCGAGGUGGCGGAAACGCAGCCGCUCAGGCAUUGUUUUGGCUAGCAAAGAAAGGAUUUUCGGUUGUAUUAGCAUUUGAAUCAGAGAGAGAUCGAAAUGCAGCCAUCAUGCUUGCCCGGAGAUUUGCUUUUGACUGCAAUAUCAUGCUUGCCGGUCCAGACGAUAGAACUUCAUUAGAAACCUAACAGACCUCCUCCCGGGUUUUACUAAUUGUAAGUAUGUCGAGCUUUUAACGAUUAUCAUGUACCAUAAGUUUGUACUAGUAGGACAUGAUUGUUUUGAUUCUGCAUUGGUGUUUUUCACCCUUUUUUCCGCUUAAAAUUACCAAGGCAUUGUUUUUUUUUUGUUGUUGUUGUUGUUGUUGUUGUUGUUGUUUGCCUUUUGUAUCGAUUUAAAUCUAUUUAGGACAAACAAUGUCUGAAUGUCGAUGUCGGUGUUUGGACCAUGCCUGACUCGAGUUUUUCCUCAGGUUCUAUGUAUUCCCUGUUUGCCAUGACAACGAUGUUAUGUAUAUUAUUGCACCACAUUGUUAGGUUUUUUCUAUGUACCACCAUUGAGAUAUCUUCUUACCGAACGAAUAUCAAACUUAAUGUCAUUUUUACGGAUAGAUAGUUGUUUGUAUGAACCAAUUGAUUUAAA